AUGGCAAAAGAGGAGGAGAGAAAUGAAAAUAUGCACAAAAGUUCACAGAAGUGCCUCAGCAUAGCCCGCCUGGACAAGACCGAGCUCAGGGACCACUUGGACGCCAUGGACUCCAACCUGGGCGACCUGCAGACCAAGCCGACUAGCCACGACUUCAGCGUGGACACCAGUGCCCUGCCGGACCUGUUCGGCCCCUCGGUGACAUUGCCCGACAGGAGUCUGCCUGACCUUGACAGCAACCUGGCCCGCGAGACCCCCAGGCCUCGCGAGGCAGAGAGCAGCAGCCCUGACUUGGGGAAGCAGCUCCUGCUGGACCCGGGCUCCGUGGACGUGCGGGGCAGUGCCCUGCCGGUGCUCUUAGAGCUGGGGGAGGGCUCCUGCUUCUCACAGGAGGACAACCACGCUGAUGACCCCACCAUCUCCCUGCUGAUGGGCUCUGAGCCCCCCAAAGCAAGGGACCCCACUGUGUCCUAG
Globicephala melas (long-finned pilot whale) is the source of this 474-nucleotide messenger RNA. Its product is annotated as heat shock factor protein 1-like. Gene Ontology annotation, biological process: regulation of DNA-templated transcription. Gene Ontology annotation, molecular function: DNA-binding transcription factor activity; DNA binding. The record is from RefSeq and is a predicted model, not a curated record. NCBI's taxonomy places the organism in Eukaryota, Metazoa, Chordata, Mammalia, Artiodactyla, Delphinidae.